This is a messenger RNA of Linnemannia hyalina, 1992 nucleotides long. The record is from the annotation of a GenBank genome assembly. NCBI's taxonomy places the organism in Eukaryota, Fungi, Mortierellomycota, Mortierellomycetes, Mortierellales, Mortierellaceae.
AUGUACUCUCUCUUCUCUCACCCCGCGACAACCUCUCGUCGCCAACGCACCUCCUACCCCGCAUCCUACUCCUACAACCCUUACACACCCACUCACACAUACUCCUACAACUCUGCCGACGACGAAACCGAUGAAGAGGAACAACUCCUCCUCGCCGCCCUCGAACGCAAACGCCAACAGAAACUCGCCCGCCAUCAAUACAUCCAACAGCAGCAGCAUCAACAGGCUCUCGAGCAGCAGUGGAUCGAACAGGAGUACCGUCGUCACCAAGCUCUUGCACAGGCUCAGGCUGAGGCUAAGGUCAAGGCUGAGGCCAAGGCUCGUGCUAUCGCUCAGGUCAAGUACGAAGCCGAGCAGGAGGCUAUUCGCCAGUACAAGAAGCAACAGCAGAUCUUGAAGCAACAGCAACAGCAACAGAUCCAUGAGCAACAGGAACGCCAGCGUCGUCGCCAGCAGCAGCCUGUUGUUACUCUUGAACAACUUCUCUUCCAUCACCUCCAGGAGCAGCAGCAGAUCAAGCAGAUCGAGCAGAUCAAGCGACAGGAGGAAGCAGCCAAGGCCGCGAAGGCUAAGGCAGUUGCUGAAGCCAAGAAGCAGCAACAGCAGCAACAGUUGGAGCAGCAGAGAAGGCUCCAGCUCGCUCUCGAGACUGCCGCCGCCGAGUCAUCCGAGUCAUCUGAAGACGAGCAGGAGGAGAGUGAGAAUGAGGAGAAUGAUGUCCUUAGUCAACUCUUGAACGCCAUCUUCUUCCCCCAGCACCAACUCAAGCGCCACAACCAUGAGCUCGAGAAGCAGAAGCAGGCCGCUGCCGAGGAGCAAGCCAAGAAGCAGAAGCAAAUUGAACAGGCCAAGGCCGCCGCCGAGGCCAAGAAGCAGCAGCGUGCUUCCGAGUCGGACGAUGAGGAUGUCAUUGGCAACUACUUUUUGACCUUCCCUGACAUCAAGUCCAUGGUUGAGGCUGCUCUCGGUGCCAAGGUCGAGGUUUCCGCCAAGAAGCCCGCCACCCCCACCAAGUCUACCGCCUCUACUCCCACUCCUACCAAGGUCGCCGAGUCCAAGCCAACUGUCGAGGCCAAGACUGCAUCAACUCCAUCCUCGACCCACUCAUCUCCUGAGCUCCGCGCCGCCGACAUCCUCCAGCAACGCCAGCACCGCCAACGCGAGCACGACAUUUCGGUCGAGGAGAAGCACAUGACUCUGAACCAGAUCGACGCCGCCCUUGACGAUCUCUCUCGUGAGUUGGACGGUAUCGUUGCCGGUCGUAUGGAGAACAAGAAGCAGAUCCUUCAGACCGAGGAGAACUUGACCAAGGCCAUGUUCCGCAUUGACUCUGUUGAGAGCGAUGGUGAGGUCAGUGUCCGCCACCGCAGAAAGGAGUUGAUCAAGAAGAGCCAGACCCUUCUCGAUGUUGUCGAUGAGUUCAAGACCCGCGGUACCACAUCUGAUGCCACGCCUAAUGUCACCGCUACCGCUGAGACUGAAGCAACCCCAGCUGUCGAGAACGAUGCCGAGAUGACAGAGUCUGCUCCUGAAGCAACCCCAGAGACUGAGUCUACCGAGGUCCCUGCCGUUGAGACCACUGUCACUACUGAUUCUACCGAUGAAGAACACGAGGAGACCGAUGAAGAACACGAGGAGACCGAUGAGGAACACGAGGAGACCGAGGAAACCGAGCUGCUCGAUACUUUUUCCGAUGUCGAGUCCCUUCCCGAUGCCGAGGCUGACCACACCGACGACACCGCUGACGAGACCACUCCUGUAGAGGCCAAUGAUACAGUCGUCGAGUCUUCAUCCACCGAGACGCCGGUUUCCGAGUCUGCCGCACUCGAGCACGAGAACGAGUCCGGAGAAGAAUCUGAGCAGGAGAGUGACAACGAGGAGGACGAGGCGCCCGUAUUUGACGCUCUUGACUUGAUCAUUGACGCAGCAUUGGAUCUCGCAAGGCCCUCGGACGCCAUUGACCAUGACUUUGAACUGGUCUCUGUCCACUGA